Messenger RNA from Ctenocephalides felis (cat flea), 2286 nucleotides. Its product is annotated as limulus clotting factor C-like. Bases 1 to 2286 code for a protein of 761 amino acids. The transcript is spliced from 15 exons. Gene Ontology annotation, cellular component: membrane. Gene Ontology annotation, molecular function: serine-type endopeptidase activity; G protein-coupled receptor activity. NCBI's taxonomy places the organism in Eukaryota, Metazoa, Arthropoda, Insecta, Siphonaptera, Pulicidae. The record is from RefSeq and is a predicted model, not a curated record. Gene Ontology annotation, biological process: proteolysis.
AUGACACAAUGGACAUGUGAACCACUUUCCUUGCCUUCGUUGUCCAUAACUUGCCAGGACUCCAAAAGACGCGGUGUAUCCUGUUACCGACGCGUGUCUCCUGGUACCAGGGCAAAUCUAAUUUGCAAGGAAGGAUACCAGCAAUUAGAAGAUCCUGGAUUUUAUAGUAUCAAAUGCGAAGAAGAUGGUAUUUGGGACAAGUGUCCAUUUUCAUGUCAGCCUGUUUGUGGGAAUGUAAAUCCUCUGGAUAAUGAAAGUGAUGUUGGGCGAUAUCCGUGGUUUGCUACAAUAUUUCAUGACAAACCAAAAAAUGAGCCAAGAAUUGUUUGCGGUGGUACAAUUAUUUCCGAUAAUGUAAUAAUCACGUCUGCACAUUGUCUUUAUGAUGAAGCUAAAGCAGCGAAAUUUAAUGCAUCUUAUGUUAAGGUAGCAGUUGGUACAGGCCUUUACAAAUGGAACGAUUCAUUAUAUAAUACACCAUAUGCUCAAUAUUACGAAGUCAAACAGAUAAAUGUAUUUCCUUUAUACCGUGGUAUUGUAACAAAUUUCAGAGACGACAUAGGUGCGAUUAUAUUAAAAGAUAAAAUUAAAUUUAAUCGAUAUAUUUCACCGGCUUGCCUUGAUCUUAAUAAUGAUAAUAGGCCUACAGAAUUACCAAAAGGAACUAAUUAUACGCUUACAGGAUAUAAAGAUUUUGAAUUUAAAAAACUUGAACCGGUAAUAAUUCCCUUACUACCAGCUUUGGAAUGCAUCGAUGAGAGUGACGACCAAUUUAAACAAUACAUCACAGUAAAUAACAUAUGUGUUGGAAAUCCAAACGCGGAACCAUAUAGUGCAUUUUAUGGUUAUGGAGGGUCAGGUGUAAUGAAACCAUAUGCGGAACCAAAAACUUUAAUCGGAAUUGUAUCUAUAAGUUUAACUACUCAGGGAAUAAUUCUGCUCACAGAUAUUUCGAAUUAUAUUCACUGGAUUAAAGAUGUCUUGAGCACAGCUAAUGAAGUGGAACAACCAAUAUUUUGUGGCAGAAUUUCAUCAUCGUCUAACAUCAAUCAAAUGUGUACUAUACCACCACCCCUCGAAAAUGGCCAAUAUGUAAUUGGAGGCUUUGAUGGCAUUCCGAAUCCCGGUACAAAAGUUCCAGAGUGGUCAGUAAUUAAAUUUAAUUGCAACGAAGGAUUUGGAUUAAUUGGAGACGAUACCGGCAUUUGUACUAAUGGCCAAUGGUCUACAACAGCAAAAUGUUUAAAAAAAUGCAAAGGAUUAACUUCGAGCAGUGUUCAAUUGAAUUGUAUUUAUAAUAAUCUAUCUGUGCCUUGUGAUGAGCCUGUAAAAUCAGGCACAAAAGCCUUCUUAAGUUGCAAGAGAGGUUAUAGACUACCAUAUAAUCCAGAAUAUAAUUUCGUAAGUUGUGAAGAAGAUGGAACUUGGGAUUACAGCAUAUACAGAUGUACAGCUGAAUGCGGCGUUGCAAGACCUAAAGGUAUAUCGCUUGUCAUUAAAGGGCAAGACGCAGGUCUUCAAGAUUUUCCUUGGCAUGUUGGAAUCUAUCUCAAAGAUUUAAAUGUUUUAAAUAAAUAUGGAAUUUGGUGCGGUGGGAGCAUUGUGACAAACAAACUUGUCAUUACAGCUGCUCACUGUUUUUAUGAGCCUGGAACACUGAACCGUAUAGACAAAUCUCGUUUCACUGUAGUGGCUGGUAAAAUAUAUGAAGAUUGGGAUAAUAUAAAUGAUAAUUAUGCACAAUAUAGUGAAAUAGAUAGAUUACUUAUACCGCCAACAUAUUAUGACAUUCAAGGUAACUACGCGCAGGAUAUAGCUAUAUUAAAGCUUCAAUCAAUUUUAGAGUUUUCAGCAAUUGUGCGUCCAAUUUGUUUAGAAUGGGAUUUUGAAGGUGUAGAAGAGGAUUUUGUAGCUGGUACCAAGGGACUGGUUGCAGGAUGGGGACUAACUACUGAAGGUGGAAAUGUUAGCUCAAUAUUAAAAUAUGUCAUACUGCCAACAGUUCCCCGACAAACAUGUCUUGAGCACAGCCCUCCUGAUUUUCGACCUUUCAUCACUGCUGAUAAAUUCUGUGCAGGAUAUCUUAAUGGAACAAGUGUUUGUAAAGGUGACAGUGGCGGUGGUUUGGCAAUACCGAUUUACAAUGGAGAUGAACCGGUAUACUUUCUUAGAGGAAUUGUUUCAGUCGGUCCUAUGAAAGAUGGUACUUGUGAUGCUCAUAAAUAUACUGCAUUUACAAGAGUUUUGUCACAUAUAAAUUGGAUAAAAAAGUAUAGAGCAUUGUAG